AUCCCAGACUCUGAUAAUAUCCCCGUGCAGCGCCGAGAGGAUUCAGAGCUAAGUCUCCGGGCUCCUUUCACAUCUGCAGGAGCAGCCAGCCUGGGACCGCGCGGCGCGGGGCGCGCUCUCGCCUCCCCUGCACCCUCAGCCGGCGCGCUUCUCCUAUGGGCGUCUGCUGCAGUCUGGCUGCGGUCGAACCGAAAGCGGCGGCGGGAGACCAAACUUAGACCCCGCUGUGGACUAGAGAACUCAGAGAAGGCGGAGGGAGAGGGAGAGAGAGAGAGAAGGGACCCGAGGAGGAGGCUUCCAUCACGUCAUCGCAGGAUGUUCUGGAAGCUUUCCCUGUCCUUGUUCCUGGUGGCGGUGCUGGUGAAGGUGGCGGAAGCCCGGAAGAACCGGCCGGCGGGCGCCAUCCCCUCGCCUUACAAGGACGGCAGCAGCAACAACUCGGAGAGAUGGCAGCACCAGAUCAAGGAGGUGCUGGCCUCCAGCCAGGAGGCCCUGGUGGUCACCGAGCGCAAGUACCUCAAGAGUGACUGGUGCAAGACGCAGCCGCUGCGGCAGACGGUGAGCGAGGAGGGCUGCCGGAGCCGCACCAUCCUCAACCGCUUCUGCUACGGCCAGUGCAACUCCUUCUACAUCCCGCGGCACGUGAAGAAGGAGGAGGAGUCCUUCCAGUCCUGCGCCUUCUGCAAGCCCCAGCGCGUCACCUCCGUCCUCGUGGAGCUCGAGUGCCCCGGCCUGGACCCACCCUUCCGACUCAAGAAAAUCCAGAAGGUCAAGCAGUGCCGGUGCAUGUCCGUGAACCUGAGCGACUCGGACAAGCAGUGAGCGCCGGGCCGGACGCAGCUCAGCCCCGCGCGCGCCCGGCCGCUGGGUGGCGCCGCCGCCGCCUCUGUCCCUGCCCUCCGAGCCCACUCUCACGCUGCCUGGUGUUCCCCCUCAGCAGCAAGCACUUCUCUUAGGGCUGACGGUGUCCUUGUCACAAACGUGGAUCGCAAGUGGAGCUUUUGCUGAUGUGUUCCUGACCGACCCCGGGUCCCACCUGUGCCCCCUAAACCAGGUGGUGGAUCAGGCCCGAAGGAAAAUGCUGGAAAACCACCACCGCCACCCAGCAGUCAGAGAGGACCUUUCAGGGUGAUGCACUGUAAAUCCGGCAUUGAUGUUUCCACCAUGUGGAAAAGCAAGGAUUUCCCUGGCCCCGCCCUGCACUCCAGCUCGCCCCUUUCCCGCGCGAAGUGAAGGAUGCGUCACUUUUCUGAGUGGCCCCUCAGACCUCUCCUGCUGGUCCCUGGACCUCUGGCUGGGAGCGCUCAUUCUUGUGACUGGCAGGCUGCCCUCGGUUGCUGCUGUGAUGAGGAUAUGUGCAACCUCCAUAAAUAUGUCGGUGGACGGGGCGCCUCCUAAUAAACCUGAUACCAAGAAGACAACUUGAGCCACUUGGAUCCCGAAGUGGGCUUCCCGGGAAACCUUGAGCAGAGCAGGCUACACAAUCCCCCAUCCUCAAGUCCCCACCGCCUCUUCUUCCUCACUGUCCCCGCCCCCUAUUUGUGGACUAAAGAUGAACUCUGGUGUGCAUGCUAUUAUUGCUGCAAUUAGAAUAUUAUCACACACAAAGGUCUCUGUAUUAACGCUGGUUUUAUAAGUGACCGUAUAUUGUAAAGAGCUGUUAAAAAGUAUUAUAGACCUAUUCAUGUAUUAUUUCACAUGUUUUGACUCUGGCUUGCAGCACCAUUCGGAGUAAGGAUGACAGCAGGCCCAGAAGGUGUUUUACUCAGAAAAAAAAAAAUGCCUGGUCAGCAAUUCACUGUCAUGCACCUAUUUUUAGAUUGGGCAGGGAGAUGGGAGGAGUCGUGAUUUUUACUUUGAAUAUUAUUUCACUGAAGUUACUAAGCAUUGCAGCACAAUGUAGAAAUUGGCUUGGGAUGGAUAGGUAUAGGGAAGGGCAUUCGUUGGGAAAUUGAUGACCGGAAACUAGAAAGCCCCUAUAAUGUGGAAUAUGCAUAUGUGGGGUGAAACCGUAUACUACUUUCACUGCCAUGACACUAAGCAAAAAAUAUUUCCUGUUAAAAGAAAGAGAAAAAGAAAGGGAUAUUGAAAAAUAUAAGGAGUUGAGUCGCUUUGUGGUAUAGAAGGGAGUAAGGAAUAAAAGAUAUAGAAUAGUAAUCUAGUUGAACUGUUCUGCACAAAACAUGCUUCCUUUUCAAAGAAUAGACUUCAAAAGGGACGAACAAACAUUAGGUCACCUUUUGUUUUUAUAAUGAAUUGUUGACGUUUCCAUGCUGUGGUCUCUUGAUAUACGGAAGUAGACGUAACUUAUUUUCCAGCGAAAUUAUAUACUUCUUCUGGGAUCCUUUGCUCAGUUGCCCCAGGAAGGCUUCCCUGUGAGUAAUGCUUAUGGAAUCUGACAAAUGUGAAUGAGCUGCCAUUGGUGGGAAUCAGUAAACUUGGAAAACCUUUCACUGAUGAUUCCCCGGUAAGUGCUCCUGUGAGGGGCCACUUCCCUAGUAUGUGAGAGAGACCCUCUGCAAGCCGCUGUGGGGACUUAGCUUCCUGAUACUAGGUAGUGAUGGUGGAUCUAGAGACAUUCACUUGAAGAGCAAGGAUUGGGGUGGGGUGGGUUGGUGAAUCUAUCUCAGGCCACUGCACUGCAAGGUGCAUUUCUGUCAUUUCUGCAACACCAUGAGACCUGAGCAAGAAUGUGCUGUGGCAGAGGGGGUCUUGGUUUCAUAAAUGGGUAUAUACAGCCUGAACUCAGGAGGCAGAAAUCAAAAGAAAUCCUUGAGGGCUGGAACCUGAGGAUAGAGCGAAAAUGGAGAGAAGGGUGUUCAAGGUCAGGAGUGAUUUUUGCAUUUGGUGGAAAACCUCAAGUCAGACUCAGUGGCAGAACAUGCAGCAGAAAAGCUGUGAAGGAAGGAAAUUUACGUGAUUGUAAUGGAGGCUGGGGUGGAUUGGGAGGUGAGUGGAGGAGAGUCUCUGACCAGCUGCAGAGCCAACCCCUAUCAUUUUAUUAACAUGGAACCCACACAGAUAGGGGAGGGAUUAAGCUAAGAACUUACAGAAUGCAAACACGAGCACACUCUCUUCGAACCCAAUUGUGGGUGUAGCAAUGAAAGCAAUAUGAUAUGCUGCAGUGUGAAGCUCCUUCUGGGGUUAUCGUAUGUACAAAGUUUACCUUAUAAUGGCUCAAAUUGUAUUUAAUUUUUUGGUUUUGUUUAUAAAUGAAGAAAAGCUAUAAGUAUAAUGUAAUUAUUUUAUAGGUAUACUAUUAAAUUAUAGAACAAAUAAAGAUAAUCUAGGGUUAUAUGUGA
Messenger RNA from Pan troglodytes (chimpanzee), 3302 nucleotides. It is a transcript of the gene GREM2, whose product is annotated as gremlin 2, DAN family BMP antagonist. The record is from RefSeq and is a predicted model, not a curated record. Bases 316 to 822 code for a protein of 168 amino acids. Gene Ontology annotation, biological process: animal organ morphogenesis. NCBI's taxonomy places the organism in Eukaryota, Metazoa, Chordata, Mammalia, Primates, Hominidae. Gene Ontology annotation, molecular function: BMP binding; receptor ligand activity. The transcript is spliced from 2 exons.